GCAGCGCUCUCUGUGUUGUUAACGAUUGUCUGAUGUUCGGUGAUCGCGUAGUAAUUCCAACAACCCUACGUUCCAAAGUCCUACGCCAAUUCCACUCUGGACACCCAGGGAUAAACCGUAUGAAAUCCAUCGCUCGAAGCUAUGCAUAUUGGCCAAAUAUGGACAAGCAGAUUGUCGACUUCGUCAAAAGAUGUUCACAUUGCCAAAAAGCUGCGAAAAAUCCUCUUAAGUUGCCUCCAGUGCCCUGGCCGAAGUCAGAAAAACCCUGGUCGCGAGUGCAUAUUGACUUCACCGGACCCCUAGAUGGUACCACAUAUCUGAUACUGGUUGACUCAUACUCCAAAUGGCCGGAGAUAUUGCCGAUUGCGCCACCCUCUACAACUCGAACCAUCAAACUCCUUAAUCGGAUCUUCGCUCAGCAUGGUCUUCCAGAAACAAUAGUAACAGACAAUGGUUCACAAUUUACAUCUAGCCAAUUCCGAGAAUUUUGCCUGCAAAAUUCGAUCAACCAUGUUCGUUCUCCGCCAUAUCACCCGCAAUCUAAUGGACAAGCUGAAAGGUUCGUUGAUACAUUUAAACGAGCCAUGCUUAAAGCACGAGGGGAGGGGACCACAGAAGAUAUCAUAGAACGAUUCCUAGUUGCGUACCGGACGACCCCG
Molecule: messenger RNA, 659 nt
Organism: Schistosoma guineensis
Lineage: Eukaryota; Metazoa; Platyhelminthes; Trematoda; Strigeidida; Schistosomatidae
Source: the annotation of a GenBank genome assembly